Clupea harengus (Atlantic herring) is the source of this 438-nucleotide messenger RNA. RefSeq names its product hemoglobin embryonic subunit alpha-like. Gene Ontology annotation, biological process: hydrogen peroxide catabolic process; oxygen transport. Gene Ontology annotation, cellular component: haptoglobin-hemoglobin complex; hemoglobin complex; blood microparticle. The record is from RefSeq and is a predicted model, not a curated record. Gene Ontology annotation, molecular function: haptoglobin binding; oxygen binding; iron ion binding. NCBI's taxonomy places the organism in Eukaryota, Metazoa, Chordata, Actinopteri, Clupeiformes, Clupeidae.
AACAACAUGAGUCUUACAGCCAAAGACAAGUCCACUGUCAAGGCCUUUUGGGCCAAGAUCGCCAGUAAAGCUGACGACAUCGGGGGUGAUUCCCUGUCCAGGUUGCUGGUGGUCUACCCUCAGACCAAGACUUACUUCUCCCAUUGGAAUGACAUCACUCCCGGCUCUGCCCCUGUGAUGAAGCAUGGCAGGACUAUCAUGGGUGGCAUUGCCACGGCCGUAGGUGUGAUCGAUGACCUUAUUGGAGGACUGCUUACACUCAGUGAAUUGCACGCUUUCCAGCUGCGUAUUGAUCCAGCCAACUUCAAGCUCCUGGCUCACUGCCUGCUCGUGGAGUUGGCCAUCAUGUUCCCCGCUGAGUUUACCCCAGUAGUUCAUGUGUCCAUGGACAAGUUCUUCGCCGCUUUGGGGUUGGCCUUGGCCGAGAAAUACCGAUAA